Messenger RNA from Lethenteron reissneri (Far Eastern brook lamprey), 2718 nucleotides. Its product is annotated as neurotrypsin-like. Gene Ontology annotation, cellular component: membrane. Gene Ontology annotation, biological process: proteolysis. The record is from RefSeq and is a predicted model, not a curated record. Lineage: Eukaryota; Metazoa; Chordata; Hyperoartia; Petromyzontiformes; Petromyzontidae. Gene Ontology annotation, molecular function: serine-type endopeptidase activity.
GGGAGGGGUGGAGAGAGAGAGAGAGAAUGAGCGCGCGGGAGAGGAGAGAGUAGCAGCGUGCACGGUGAAAGGAGUGUGCAAGAUAGAUGAUAGGGGAGAGAGCAAGGGUGCGGGAUGAAGAGAGCGAGAAAGAAUGUGAGUGCAUGAACGCGGGAGAGUGGGGAGCGAGAGAGGGAGAGUGCAGGAGGGAGCGCGCGAGUUGACGAGCGUGAGCGAGCCGGCGUCUUGAGUCGCCAUGCGGCUGCUGGGUUUGGGCUGCGCGCUGCUGGCGAUACUGCGGGAGCAAAGGACGAGGGCCCUGGAGCCAGGGGUCGUGACCCCGCACGCAGGGUUGGUGGUCGAGGGCGCGGUGCGGCUGGUGGGGGGCUCGGGCCCCCACGAGGGCCGCGUGGAGGUGUACCACGCUGGGGAGUGGGGCUCUGUGUGCGACGACCAGUGGGACGAGCGCGACGCGGCCGUGGUGUGUCGCCAGCUCGGCCUCCCGGGCCGGGUGCGCGCAUGGACCUGGGCGCGGUUUGGCGAGGGCACAGGACCCGUGUGGGUGGACGAGGGGGGCUGCACGGGGAACGAGCUGGCGCUCGGCGAUUGCGAGCGAGCGCCAUGGGGCCAGCACGACUGCUCCCACCGCGAGGACGCGGGGGUCUCCUGCGACCCCCACAGCGAGGGCGCGGUGCGGCUGGUGGGGGGCUCGGGCCCCCACGAGGGCCGCGUGGAGGUGUACCACGCCGGGGAGUGGGGCUCCGUGUGCGACGACCAGUGGGACGAGCGCGACGCGGCCGUGGUGUGUCGCCAGCUCGGCCUCCCGGGGACGGCGCUGGUGUCCCGGGAGCUGGAGUUCGGGCCCGGCUCGGGGUUCAUCCUGCUGGACGAGGUGGCGUGCGGGGGCUGGGAGGCGGCGCUGCGCCAGUGCGGCCACAGCGAGUGGGGCCGCCACGACUGCUCGCACCUCGAGGACGCGGGCGUCGUGUGCAAGGGGGGGCCCGAGACGCAGCCCCCCGCGCUCGGGCCCCCCGUGCGCCUGGUGGAGGGCGAGGGCCGCCGCGAGGGCCGCGUCGAGGUGCUGGUGGCCGGCGAGUGGGGCACCGUGUGCGACGACGGCUGGAGCGACAAGGACGCUGCCGUGGUGUGCACGCAGCUGGGCCUCCCGGGCCCCGCGCGGGCACUGGGGAUGGCGUUCUUCGGUGAGGGCUCGGGCCCCAUCCACCUGGACAACGUGAAGUGCUCCGGCUGGGAGCGCGCGCUGGGCCAGUGCGCCCACCUCGCGUCCCACGAGCACAACUGCCGCCACAGCGAGGACGCCGGGGUGGUGUGCGGGGAGCACGCGGAGCCCGCGCGACUCGGAGACCGCCCCGGGGACGCCGCGCAGCUCGCUGAUGGUCCCCUCUCUGAGGUGUGCGGACGGCGCUUGGCCAAUCACCGCAGGAAGAGGAUCGUGGGUGGCGCAAAGUCGCUCAGGGGCGGCUGGCCGUGGCAGGCCUCGGUGUGGGUGCGCGCCGGUCCCCACACUGAGAGUCGCCUCCUGUGCGGAGCCACGCUCAUCAGCAGCUGCUGGCUCCUCACUGCUGCGCACUGCUUCAAGCGGCUCGGCACGGGCGGCGCUUUCUACACGGUGCGCGUGGGCGACCACCACCGGCUGGUGCGCGACCGCGCCGAGCGGGAGCUGCGCGUCGAGCGGAUCGUGGUGCACGAGCGCUACUCCCCGACGCGGCACGUGCACGACAUCGCGCUCCUGCGCGUGUCCACCCUGCACACAGGCCUGGAUGGAGCGGAGGGCUCUGGAGUUCCCGGGGGAGGGACGUGUGUCCCGUUCAGCGAGGCGGUGAGGCCGGCGUGCCUGCCGCGCCGGCGGGGGCGCUUGCCGCGCCGCCACCACUCCUGCUUCAUCACGGGCUGGGGCGACACGGGCCGCUCGUACGCACGCACCCUGCAGGAGGCGCGUGUGUCGGUGCUGCCCGGGCGGUUGUGCCGCUUGCGCUACGGGGGCCGCUUCGAGGGCGGCCGCAUGGUGUGCGCGCGAGGGUCGCGACCCCCGACCCCGACGGACACCCCCCGUGACGCCUCCGGCAACGGCGGGAUCGGCGGCCAAUGGGGUCGCCAGCAGACGACGCAGCACGGCAGCGGCGGCGGAGGAGGAGCUGGUGACAGUUGCCAAGGAGACAGCGGGGGGCCCCUCUCGUGCCAGGAGUCGUUGCGGGGAGCGGACGCCGCCCCCCCCGGCGGCGGUGGCGGGAGGGGGGGCCGCUGGGUGGUGGCGGCGGUGACGUCGUGGGGCCACGGCUGUGGGGAGCGCGACUCCCCCGGCGUGUACACGCGCGUGUCGCGUUACGUCGCUUGGAUCCACCGCGUGACGGCCAUACAGUCGUCGCAGUAGCGCGACUAAGGGGGGGCCGCGGUUGUGGAUGGUGAGGGGCACCCCCCCCCCCCACCACACUGUGGGGCUUGCCGGGUUUGGCCCGACACCUCCGCACGGGCCAGAAGAGCGCGAGGGGUCAGGGGUCGUGAUCCGCCACGAUUCCCGUCGAUGCCGCCCCCGGCUUGACGCCGAGGAUUCCGGAGUCGGGAAGCUGGUGAUUCUGAGCCGGGAUUUGUCGAUGACUCAACACGCCAUGGUGGAUCGGCGUAGAGGAUCCGGACUUGUUCGUCGUAGCUCUCGAGUGUGCAGGCGGUGCACCUGCAUGGGGCCCACGGACUUGGAGGCCCAGUGGCCGGGCUACGAAG